GCCAUGCUUCCCUUCUCAGAGGAAGAGCUCCAGUACAUUGCUGACCUGGACUUCCAGGCAGACAAGAAGCUUCUGCAGGCCGCACUGCCUAUCCUGCCGGUGGAGUGUCUUCGCACCCUGGAGGUCACCACCCUGCUGCUGCAGCAGUGUGCAGCUGCAGGGCUGUCCCUGCACGAGAUCGGGGAAGUGAUGAGCAGGCCGAUGGUUGCCCUGGAUGAUGAGCAGUCCAAGCUUGAGAGGAUCUGCAUGCAGGUCAAGCAGGAGGUGAUGGCGUACGGUUGGAAUUGCAGCCUGGGGCCCUCCCCAAGCGACUCAGAUGGCGAGGGGGAUAGCUACUCAAAGAGUCCAGUGAAGGAGGAGGAGCUUCAGUUCUGCAUAGAUGAUAUGCAGGGGGAGCAACUGGCGCAAGAUUUCGACAACCCGCCAGCCCCUCAGCACGUCUAUGCAAAUAAUUCGCCACUGGGUUAUGACAUGGACAGCAAGCAGAUGCCCAAGGGUGUUGAGCCCGUGGAGGAUUCUUUCGAAAACAUGAGCAUCUGCGCAGCCGAACCAGGGGCAAAGAGAUCCUCAAAGGGCCCCCUGGGCCGCACAAUCGCUUGCCACAAGGCUUCCAGGUCGGUCUCCCUGCAGCUGCCCUCCGCCCACCAGCACCGUGCCGUGGGCCCCCAGGGCCAGAUGAGGCAGCGCAAACUGAGCAUGCAGAUUAGCAGACCCGCGGCGUGCGACCCGCUCGCCUACCCGCCGCCUGUGGAGGGCGCGGCCCCAUCUAGCACGAACGACAUCUUCAGCAACAUGGGGGAUGAGGAAUGGGGCCUGUUCGUGGAUCUGCUCACUAAUCGGAUCCAGGUUGCUCUGGAGGACGGGGUGUGGAAGGUGCAAGAGCUCAUCCCUGGCUCCAACUUCGGUAUGUCCUGUCCAAGGUUCUGA
This is a messenger RNA of Ostreobium quekettii, 927 nucleotides long. NCBI's taxonomy places the organism in Eukaryota, Viridiplantae, Chlorophyta, Ulvophyceae, Bryopsidales, Ostreobiaceae. The record is from the annotation of a GenBank genome assembly.